UCGACCCAACACACGAGGAAAUGUGGGACUAUGAAGGCUGACUGUUACAUAACUUAAAAGACUUCGAAUCUGGACGGAGAUAAUAUUUAGUCAACACUAACCUUUCAAAGUAAUUGAAACAAGCACUUGCAGCGUUUCAGUAGGCGCGUUUCAUCUCGCUUCAGACAUGUCUCUGUUUCUUGUGAAUAGGUAUCUUGGAGUGGAGGAAGAUGGGAGCAUCUCAAAAGAAUCUCAGUCUCAGGUGUUGCUUGCUAAACUGCAGCAGAAGGCUAAAGAGAAGCAGAAACAAAGUUUGACAGAACAGAGACCAGACCUGUUUGAGGAGCAGACACUACAGCUGGUUGACAAAAAGAAAAGAAGAGCUGACAAGGACAGCAUUCAGGAGCCUCAACACAACAAAAAGAGGAAUUCAGAAGUAGCUCCUUUGUGUGAGUUGAGCUCUGCAAACCAUGAUGAGCCUGUCAAAGAGAAAAUUAAUAAGAAAGGUGUGAAUGUGAGACCGAAAAAGAAAAAAAAGAAUCCUACAGACAAUUCACCUCAAUGUCCGUCAGAGCCUCCUGUGACUGGAAGAGAUGAACCAGAGGACAGUGAAGCAGCAGAGGCAGACAAUUACCUAUUAAAGCAAACCACAGAGCUGUCAUCCACUCCAAUUGGAUUCACAGUCGUGGGAGGAUUUGAAAACAAGCCUUUCCAAAAGAUACAAAGGGUCCUGCCACAGUGGCUUGCUCAGCCUGAUGUGAUUCACAGAGACAUCAAAAACAACCAGGUCCCCAUCUCUGACAUCUCCCAGCUGUGUGCGCCACUUGUGAAAAAACUACAGAAUAAUGGAAUUCAGCACUUCUUUCCUGUGCAAGCAGAGGUUAUUCCUGCCAUCUUGGAGAGCAUGCAGCUAGGGCUGCUUAUCGGACGCGGUGGCUACAAGCCAAGAGAUAUCUGUGUGUCUGCACCUACAGGCAGUGGCAAGACUCUUGCAUUUGUGAUACCUGUCAUUCAGAUGUUGAUGGAGCGGGUGGUGUGUGAAGUCCGGGCUUUAGCUGUGUUGCCAACCAAAGAGCUUGCUCAGCAGGUUUGCAAAGUGUUCACAUCAUAUGCUGAGGGAACAACUCUGAAAGUGGUGAUGCUAGCUGGUCAGAGGUCCUUUUCUGCAGAGCAGGCUUCACUCUCUGAACAAAGGGGAGGCAUAAGACGCAGUUUAGUGGACAUUGUUGUGGCCACUCCAGGUCGACUGGUUGAUCACAUCAACAAGAAUUCAGGCUUAUGUCUGAAACAUCUGAGGUUUCUUAUAAUUGAUGAGGCUGAUAGGAUGAUUGAAAGCAUGCACCAGUCUUGGCUCAAUCAUGUGGUGAGGGCAGUGUUCAGAUCAGGAAGUGAACAAAGAGCAAUGUCCGUCUUCAGGAGAACUGAACCUGCAUACAUCACAGCAGCCAGUCUGUCUCCACCUCAGAUGCCACUACAGAAGCUGCUGUUUUCUGCCACACUCACACAAAACCCAGAAAAGCUUCAGCAGCUGGGCCUCCACCAGCCCAGACUCUUUAGCUCCCUCCACAGAUGCAGCAACAUCACCACACCUGCAGUCCCCACCCACAAACAAGAGCGGUUUGACUUUCCCCAAGGCCUGACGGAGCACUAUGUUCCCUGUACAUUAAGCAGCAAACCCCUCCUCAUCCUUCACUUCCUCCUACGAAUGAAGCUCAGCCCCAUCCUCUGCUUCACCAAUUCCAGAGAGACUGCACACAGACUGUUCCUCCUAGUACAGCUCUUUGGUGGAAUUAAUGCUGCCGAGUUCUCCUCACGCCUGUCACCUGGAGAGAGAAAGAAGAAGCUGAAAGAAUUUGAACAAGGAAAAAUCCAACUGUUGGUCUGCACCGAUGCAGCUGCCAGAGGAAUUGACAUUAACAGAGUCAAAUGUGUUGUGAAUUACGAUGCACCACAAUACAUCAGGACAUACAUUCACAGGAUUGGAAGAACAGCAAGAGCAGGAAAAACAGGCCUGGCCUUCACCCUUCUACUCCGAGUUCAGGAGAAAAGCUUCCUUCAGAUGGUGAUGGAAGCAGGAAGUCCUGGGAUUCAAAAGCAGAUUGUUAAACCUGAGAACCUCCAGAGUAUGGAACCCCGAUAUGAACAAACACUGCAGGAGUUGGCUAUGGUUAUUAAGGAUGAGAGAGCCACAUAAUGGAUCAACACCAACAUUUCCUGCUGUUAACAUCUGCCCCUUACCAUGCAUUUUAUCUGCUGUUGGUUGUUACUAAUGUUUAAUAAAACUGAAGUUUGUAUGGUGCAGUGUUAAUUUCGUUGACGAUAACGAAAAAUAUUCGUUAACGCCCCUUUUCCCAUGACUAAGACGAGACGAAGACGAAACGAAAACGGAUCUUUGAAAAUAAAAACUAUGACGAAAUCUAUUUUAAUUUUCGUUAACGAGACGAGACGAAACGAUAAUGUUGGCGGUUGACUAAGUCACAACAAUUUUUAAAAACAUAAUCGUAUCCGGCCGUCAUGAAGUACCUGGAGCGGCGAGUGUGUGUGUCUGUGUGUGUGUGCUCCGGUCCCGCGGCUCCGCCCCCGCUUACUCGCUCAGAGAGACACAGUGAGAUCAAAGCUCGUUCACUUGAAGCAGGCCGGUCACUGACUCACCGGCUGCUUCUUAACUAUGGAAACAGUGAAAACACAGAGUUUCUCUGGUCUCAGCUGCUCUGAGAUCAGCGCCGCAGCUUCUGGAUCAGAGCAAAAGCUGCAGUUGGUUUCUACCGAGCUGCAGUUUCACUGUCCGCCUCCAGUCUGAUCUGCUUUCACUUUUUUUUUUCACAUUUCGCCAACUAAAAUAUGUAGGCUGCAGCUAUAUGUUUUUAUUUAUUUCAAAAUAGGGUACUUCUUAUUUCAUACAUUUCCCACAAAUAUGGGGAUGACUCAAAUAACCCUACAUAGUUCAGCGUUUAAUUUAUUUCAAAGUAGGCCUACACUUGCCUGUGUAUUUUCUUCUCCUCUUCAUAAUCAUUUGGUGUUUCCCUUUGUUGUAACAGGUCAAAAUAAAUAAAAUGUCAACAGUU
Messenger RNA from Limanda limanda (common dab), 3044 nucleotides. It is a transcript of the gene ddx51, whose product is annotated as DEAD (Asp-Glu-Ala-Asp) box polypeptide 51. Gene Ontology annotation, molecular function: ATP binding; nucleic acid binding. The coding region runs from base 167 to 2173 and encodes 668 amino acids. Gene Ontology annotation, cellular component: nucleus. The record is from RefSeq and is a predicted model, not a curated record. The transcript is spliced from 16 exons. Lineage: Eukaryota; Metazoa; Chordata; Actinopteri; Pleuronectiformes; Pleuronectidae.